UCCUCCUCACUUUCAAGUUCAAAGUGGCUUUGUGUAAGCAGCAGCACUUUCACAGCCAGACAGUGAAAAUAGACUGUCAAUGAGACUUGAAGAAUGAGAGCAACGUGAGCCUCUGAAUAAGCAGAGAAUUGUUACAGUAGACAUCAGUAUACAUGGUAAGGGAAAUGUGCAUGUUGCUUGACAUGACUGCUGCCGUAUUAUCAUCUGCUGCAAAAAGACAUUGUACAAAUGGGUCUUGCCCUUGUUCAGACGGUUACCCUUCUCUGCAGAAAACCUACAGGACACAUCAGUUUCAUGGAUAAUCAAAGACAUUAUUUUCUCUGGGAUGCAAAGAAUAUUUUACUUUUAAUUGUAGUUAUUAGUCUUAUAGAGCUUGGCAUAUGCUGUCCAAAGGAGUGUACUUGUGAACACCUUUUAGUGAACUGCACUGACAGACAGCUUGAAGUAUUCCCCACUGGAAUCCCAAUGGAUACCAGACAGCUGAUCCUAACGCAUAACAAUCUAACGUAUCUGCCAUCAGUGGAUCUCAAUCUUCUGAUUGAUCUAGUGUAUCUGGACUGCAGCCACAAUAUUCUGGGAAAUUCCUUGGAAGCCACCUUUAUUGCUAUGUCAUUGGUUUAUCUGGACCUGAGUCACAAUAAUAUCACCAAGAUCACUUCUGCCACUUUCUACCUUUUGACAAGUUUAGUUGUUUUGAAGUUAUCAGACAAUCCUAACUUGGAGGAGAUUGAGAAGGAUGCAUUUGCCAACAAUACAGGCCUUCGGCAGCUGGAUCUCAGUCGCACAGCACUGACCUAUCUGGAUGUCACUACAGUUAGUGAAUUGCCGAGUCUACGAACACUAGGCCUUAGCUCAAACCCCUGGGACUGUUACUGCCCUUUGAAGGAAUUCCUUAAGUGGGUAAUGGAGAGUGAUAUUUACUUUACAGGUGAGAAGGUGAAUAAGGUGAACAUGUGA
This is a messenger RNA of Nanorana parkeri, 957 nucleotides long. RefSeq names its product leucine rich repeat containing 52 (gene LRRC52). The record is from RefSeq and is a predicted model, not a curated record. The transcript has a single exon. Gene Ontology annotation, molecular function: protein binding. The coding region runs from base 229 to 957 and encodes 242 amino acids. Lineage: Eukaryota; Metazoa; Chordata; Amphibia; Anura; Dicroglossidae. Gene Ontology annotation, cellular component: extracellular matrix.